AUGGCGGUUAACACGCCUCCCAUGUACACCGACACACCGUUGUCGUUGAUCCCCACUCCAAAGUUCCAAACUGGCAAGGUGCGUACUUACGGAAGCGGCGCAUCGACAUGGGCCAGCUUGCUUACCAUAGUUGUUUCAAAUCAGGAUGAUCCUUUCACGAUCGAAGCAUCCCAUAUGGCCCUCAGCCACAAUGCAUUCAUUCGUGGUUUCAAUAGCAUCUACCAACAGGCGCCCCGGUUGCAGACCUCUACUGACAAAACCGAUUUUGUCAGCUACUCCCUCGCUUGGAUUGAGUGUGUCAAGACGCACCAUCAAUAUGAAGAGACGGAGUUGUUCCCCAACAUUGACAAGGCGGCGGGUAAGACGGGCUUGAUGGACGGCGCGGUCCACGAGCAUGAGGCCUUUUAUAGUGGCAUGGACCGCAUGAAGGACUACCUCGUGAAAGAGGGCCCCGACUUCUCCGCUACCGAGUUGAUCGCCAUCAUGGAUUCCUUCAAGGAGCCGUUGCACAACCAUCUUAAAGCAGAGCCAUCUGCUAUUGUGGCGCUCGCCAAGUACAGCACUCCGGAGAACCCAAUCGAUAUCCUUGGCAUCGCCGACGCGGCAGGCAAGAAGCAAAUCAGCUUAGGUUUCUUCCUCAACACGGUCCCUGUCUUCUUCCUGAACAUGGAGACUGUCACAUUCGAAGAUGGCAUGUGGCAUGGCGUCUUCCCACCCCUCAAGGGUUUGGCCAAAACGGUCGUCAACCGAGUUGUACCAAUGUGGCAUUCGAGUUGGUGGCGCUUUGUGAGCUGCACUCCAGAGGGGGAAUUGAAGCGAUUGGCUGUGUGA
Molecule: messenger RNA, 831 nt
Organism: Neoarthrinium moseri
Lineage: Eukaryota; Fungi; Ascomycota; Sordariomycetes; Amphisphaeriales; Apiosporaceae
Exons: 2
Coding region: 1-831 (276 amino acids)
Source: RefSeq, a predicted model, not a curated record